AGGAAGCUGCACAGCUGCUGUUCGAAACAUUUUCCGCUGCUCAAGAUCUGAUUGUCAAGUGCACGACCGGCCUUACCACACUAUGCGUUGCUUUAAUACUCCCAGUGAUGGAAGAUUCGCAACCAAGUCCCACAUCAAGCACAUCUGGCUCCCGUUCCCCCACCUCUUCCACAAGCUCUUUGCAUCCGCGCCAGUUCGCCCUCAUUGUGGCUAGCGUUGGUGAUUCGCAGGCCUUUCUACUCAGCAAAUUUCACGGAAUUCGUGAGUUGACUGGGUGGAUGCCCCGGAGUACUGCCAGUCCCGAUAGUUGCACUUUUCCGGAGGAUAAAAUCAAAGCCUCCAGUCCACUUCCUUCAUCCCCGCCUGCAAGAGAUUUUCGCGAUUGCGGUGGUGCAUUGGGUUCCGUGUAUGCGGACAACAGCCCGGAGUUGAACAAUCUCAUAUGCGCAGUUACGCUUUGCGAUUCGGGCGAUUUUGUCAUUCUGGGCUCAGAUGGUCUAACGGAUAACUUCGACCCUGUCAUUACACAGGUGGCUGCCCCUGAAUCCCCGCAACUUGACUUUAUGGAUGACCAAGACGAGGUGGAAGUGGAGAACAGCUCUGGUUCCUCGGAGGAUCAAUGGAACCACCCCGCAAUUCCUGCUAAAUCAUGGUUUCGACCGCUUGGACUGUCACCCCCAUCCGGUGCACCUGUUUGGCCUCGUCCUCCGCCUCCUCCUCCCACUAACACCUACCUAUCCUCAAUGCCCAAUUUGGCCCACCCGUCUGCAAAUGCACAUUCUCCCGAGGUGGAGCACACACCGGAGAGUCCUGCACAAGAUUCUAUAAGUGCACGGAACCUCAAUUUCACCAACCAGCUCGAGUUGUCCUGGUCCGAACGACGUAGAUACGCCGGAAAGGAGAUGGAACGCAUUUGGCACGAGACCGACGCCAUCCUCUCAGGCCCAGCACCUAAAUCUGACGGGGUAGCCAGUGCACGCGACAUGUGUAAUGCACUGAUCGCUCACGCAGUGAAAGUCACAUCCGACAAGCGUGAACUCCUUCAGGAUCCUGAGUUGACCCGGCUGCGUAUGACCCGUGCUAAAUUGGGGCAGCUGAACUUGCCUGUCCCAGAGGAUGAACUGGGCGUGGGGCCAGUAAAAGCGCAGCGCCGUUGGUUAGCCGAGUUGCUGAAACGUACUCCGGGGAAAUUAGAUCACGCCACUGUGGCGGUUUACGAAAUCGGCCAAUAUCGUGGGGAUGAGAACGAAUUGUACGAGGAAUCUGCGUUGCUUUGAUGUGAUAUCAAACCUUCCUCUAAAGCAUGGCGCUCCGAGGCUUACAACGCUCGUUGCUUGCCCUCUACCUCUCAUUGGGAUCGAGAACAGAUUUUUGUAACCAGAUAGUUUGUCGGAUUAUGUGAGCUCUUCACUUGCUGUUGGAUGUGUUACGUUUUCAAUCAUCUCCUUUUUCUUGUCAAUAUUGUUGGCCGUGCUGUGUGUCAGUUUGAAGUGUGCUACUUGCAUUUAACACGCCUUUCGCUAUUCUCUUGAUUUCCUCACCAGUGUGGACACAGUUUUAACUGUCGGUUUCUCUUAGUAACUGCCUCGGCUACUGUCAGCGUUAUUUUAUACACAUGAAUUUCGAUGUGAUCAUCGCCAACCUUCUAAACUUUGUGACUCGAUCUAUUUGCAGAUGUCAGCGCUACAAUUUCUUCUUCGAUUGAUCACGUGUCCUUUCAGACUACAUGAUUUUUUCUAACUAUUUUCAUUACAUGUGAAAUACCGUUCGUCUCCACUAAGUUUGUCAUUAGUAAUGCUCGUGACUUCGUCAGCAUGAUGUGUGCACAGAAAUAUAGCUUUAUAAGCGUUUCAUCUGAGGCUACUUCUACGGCAAUAGACCUGCUGGGAUGAUAUCAAGCUGGAGGAUUUUCACUACUGGAAUAAGUGUUCGUUGUGUGCAACAGAUACUGCUAC
Dicrocoelium dendriticum is the source of this 1955-nucleotide messenger RNA. The record is from the annotation of a GenBank genome assembly. NCBI's taxonomy places the organism in Eukaryota, Metazoa, Platyhelminthes, Trematoda, Plagiorchiida, Dicrocoeliidae.